Messenger RNA from Orbicella faveolata, 1961 nucleotides. Its product is annotated as NPC intracellular cholesterol transporter 1-like. Lineage: Eukaryota; Metazoa; Cnidaria; Anthozoa; Scleractinia; Merulinidae. Gene Ontology annotation, cellular component: membrane. Gene Ontology annotation, biological process: sterol transport. The record is from RefSeq and is a predicted model, not a curated record. Gene Ontology annotation, molecular function: sterol binding.
UGUUUACAACUCAGCCUAUCACGAUCGACGGCCGAGAUCACCCCAUCAAGCUUUUAGCUGCCUUACAUCACGUUGCUUCUUUUAAGUUCCUGUUUUCUUGGCUAACCGGAACGAUUUUCACUGUCUUUGACUUCGAUCGCCCUUUUAAGUCGAUCCCUUCCUCUCAAUUAACUGAAGCCAACAUGGCUGGGUUUGCUUUGAUCGUUAAAAUCUUGACUUGUGGAGCGUUUCUUCUCUUCGCAGGAGUAGAUACGGUUAUAAGCGACAAAGUCCCAAUUCACAAGAAGGGUUAUUGCGUGUGGUAUGGUCAAUGUACGACUGGACCCAAAGCUAAGAACUGUCUGUAUAACGGACCGGCGAAACCUUUGACCGAUCCCAAGGGUUUGAAGGUGCUGAACAGCUUAUGCCCUGAAUUUAGGGGUCAACAUACUUGCUGUUCGACAAAACAGUUGGAUGCUUUGUCCAGCAAUUUAGACACCAUGGCGCAGCUGACAACUCGCUGCCCUGCCUGCUGGAACAACAUGAGAAGAUUGUAUUGCCAGCUGACUUGCAACCGCGAUCAGUCCAUGUACAUGGACCCCAGGAAGGUCGAUCAUUAUACUGGUCCGGUUAAAAUAACGCAGAUGAACUACUAUGUUUCUCCUACCUUCAAGCAAGGUCUCUUCGACUCUUGCAAGGACGUAAGGUUUCCAGGGAAUAACGAGAAAGUGCUGAAUUUGCUUUGUGGGCCGACAGCCGAGAAGUGUACUGCAGAAAAGCUGCUGAGGUACAUGGGAAAUACCGCGAAUGGAUUCGCGCCGUUCGAUAUCUAUUACCCGGAAUCGCUGGUCGACAACUUGUCCUGGAUGGACAUAACUGUUUUCAAAUGCAACAAGCCGUUUAUCGAUCCCCAAACAAAAAAGCCAGCGCCUAUUUGCAGCUGCCAAGACUGUGCCGCACCAUCCUGUCGGAACACUACCACGCCAAAACCAACUUACGGCCCUGAGUUUCGAACAGAGCAGCUGAUCAUUACGUCAACACAUCCCAGCCCCACUGGAUAUCGCCGCUAUGGAGACGAUAAGUGGAUUCCGUUUGGUCCCAUAUUUCAUCUGGAGUUGCUAAAUCAGGCUUUGGACCUCCAGAAUCACAUCACCAACAUGAAGGUUCCUUUUGAGGGUUCCUACAUCACUCUCCAAGACAUCUGCUUUCAACCACUGGCACCACAGAACAAAAAAUGCGCCAUUCCAAGUAUCUUCCAGUAUUUCCAAAACAACAAAACCAGGCUGAACAAAUGUCUCACCAGUUUGGGCUACAACUGUUCCGAUCCAAUCGCGAAAUUUGACUUUCGUAUGGCUGAUUUUCAUGAUCAUCUUUUACUUUGUCCACGCUCUCCGGCUUCAUUUGAUGUGAAACUUCAAAUACCGUGUCUUGGUGCAUAUGGAAAGCCUGUGGAUCCGAACACUGCAUUAGCUGGCUUCACAGCCAAUGCCUACAAUAACGCUACAACCUUGAUUAUUACCUUUGUGGUAAAUAACUACCAAGACCAACGCAGGAUGGCUGAAGUAAUGGCUUGGGAAAAAUCCUUCGUAGAAUACAUGAAAGAGUAUAUCAACGAUAGCUCCCAUGCCAACCUCACCAUCCACUACUCCACUCUCCACCCACUACUCCACCCAGUGUGAAGGACAUACCAGUAUCUCGCGGAGGGUGAUGUAACGUGAUCACGCUGUGUGGAUUGUUUGGUCCAUGUUCGCAGCAAUCGGAGCUUGCUGAAUAUGUCUUUGUCGCUGAUUUAGUUAACUCCAAUGGAGACAAUGACAAUAUCUAAUUACUAUUGUUACUCAUAACUGAAGUAAAAAAGAGACAAACAAAUCUAGACGUGAAAUGUAUUAAGCACCAUAUUAGUACGUAUGUAUGUAGUUUGGAUGUAAUUCUAACCUUUGAUUGCCUACGGUAAUAAUUAAAGUACCACUAACCUCAAAAUA